AUACUCAAUUGAUUGAUGUUUUUAUUAGAAACUUCUGCAUCAGUAUUAAAAUUUAGAUGUUAUGCUAGGAAUGAAAGCUUAUGAAACAGAUGAGAAAGAGUUGAUUAUGGAACCAUCACUGAAAUGGGCUGGAAAUCCGAAUAUUAUUGUGGUGGUUAAAGCAUUUGGAUUGAAGGCAACCUUACAGGUAGUAGAUUUGCAAGUCUUUGCUAUACCGCGAAUUACAUUGAAGCCUUUGGUUCCUAGUUUUCCUUGUUUUGCAAAAAUCCUCGUCUCGUUAAUGGAAAAGCCACAUGUUGACUUUGGACUAAAACUUCUGGGAGCUGAUGUUAUGGCAGUUCCUGGUCUUUAUAGAUUCGUGCAGGUAUUCUGCUGCCAUUGUUUAUUAAAUCAGACGAUUGUGACUAACAACUGGUUGAUGCAUCCAUACGCAAGUGUAAAUGGAAAGAGAACAAAGCAUUACCACACUUCAGAAUAAAAUCCUAUAGUGGCUCCAUCUCCCAUUUGAUUCAUAAUUUUCUCUGGUGAUCUACCGUAUCAAACACUUAAGCUACAGAAAUCUACAGACAAGGCAGAAUGAGCCAGAGAAUGACCAAGAAAUAAACUUGACAAUAACUAUUACACAACCCUAGCAAUUGAAGAUGACUUAGUUUGA
Messenger RNA from Asparagus officinalis (garden asparagus), 655 nucleotides. Its product is annotated as synaptotagmin-2-like. The transcript has 3 exons. Bases 62 to 478 code for a protein of 138 amino acids. The record is from RefSeq and is a predicted model, not a curated record. Gene Ontology annotation, cellular component: endoplasmic reticulum. NCBI's taxonomy places the organism in Eukaryota, Viridiplantae, Streptophyta, Magnoliopsida, Asparagales, Asparagaceae. Gene Ontology annotation, molecular function: lipid binding.